This is a messenger RNA of Plutella xylostella (diamondback moth), 1789 nucleotides long. Its product is annotated as putative nuclease HARBI1. The record is from RefSeq and is a predicted model, not a curated record. Lineage: Eukaryota; Metazoa; Arthropoda; Insecta; Lepidoptera; Plutellidae.
UACUCGGUAACGCGAAAAUCGAAAUAACGUUCAACGUUCGGGCCAUUUCGCACUCUGUAGGGAGAGUUUUACGCACGAACGAACGAAACAACGAAGUUUCGAUUUUCUAUACAAAAUGGUACUCCGAACUGCAAUGUCAAACACGUAAUAUUGAGUUUGACAGCUCAUUUACUGUCAGUUUUACUUCAAAUUUCACGUCUACACAAGAGGUAACGUGGAGAUAUUCGUUUUGCUGUAAUUGCUGAAAAUAACAUAAAGAAUGGCUAGGUAUUUGCUGAUGCAAGAAAUUCUGCGGGACGAGAGAAGGAAAAGGCGAGAGGCCCUAAGAAGAAACUUCCGCUUGCACACAAUUCCCGACUCUGAAUUCGUAAAUAACUACCGUCUGAGUCGGGAAUUGUUCCAAACGCUGUGCGAAGAGAUUGUGCCGUUUCUUCCUCCAAGGAUACGACACCGGGGUAUUGAUCCCAUAAUGAAGAUUUUGGUAGUAUUAAACUUCUAUGCAAGGGGUAGUUAUCAAGGUGCCGUAGGCCUCAACAGCGAUGUACCCAUGGCACAGCAAACUGUGUCUAGGUGCAUCCAUGAGGUCACGGAUGCCUUGAAUCGAGCUGAGAUUUUGAGGAAGUACAUUCGCUUCCCACAAAAUAGGGAAGAAAGGAAUGUCAUCAAACAAAAAUUUUCCGAUAGAUAUGGGAUACCGGGGGUAUGUGGCUGCAUAGACUGCACCCACAUUAAAAUAAUAAGGCCCGCUGAGCAUGAAGAGCGGUGCUUUAAUAGGAAACAUUGGCAUUCCAUUAACUGCCAAGUGAUUUGCGACUCUGAUUGCCUUAUAUUGAGUAUUGAUGCAUCAUAUGGAGGAGCUACCCAUGAUGCAUUCAUAUGGGCACAACAUGAGAUAAAAGCUCACAUGGAAGAACUCUCAAUACAGGGAGAGACUACAUACCUACUGGGUGACUCAGGGUAUCCUCUCCGGUCAUACAUGAUGACUCCAGUGGACCAUGCAGUAGACGACUCACCUGAAGGGCGCUACAAUAUAAUACAGAAACGUGCCCGUUCCACUGUAGAGCGCACAUUUGGUAUACUAAAAGGGAGAUGGAGAUGCUUAUUAGCCGCCAGAGAAUUGCAUUACACUCCUGAGACCGCUGGCAAAAUUGCAAUUGCAUGCAGUGUAUUGCACAACAUGUGCAUACAUGCUCGGCUCGACCAUCCUGAAUUAGCAGAGGAGGACCUCGCAGCUGAGAACGCCCUGCCCAUUCCCCAGCAAGCUGCAAUUCCACAAGGACGGGCAUUGGAGGAAGGAAGAAGAGUACGCAGAGUACUAAUAAAUUUAUUAGAGGCGUAAUAUGCCCCCGGCUUUGUAUGGAUAUACUUAUAUAAGACAAAACAAUCCUUAUUGUGAGGUUGUAGAAGAGAUUACUUUUAGUAAUACGGCCGCUGAUUGUACUAUUUCUUUUCUAUAUUUGUGAAACUGUUUCUGUUUGUGUGCAAUAAACAGUAUUUUAUCUUUACCUACCUAUAUUUUGUUAAUUUUCAUUGUUUCUUGUAUGAAUGUGUUUCUAUAAUAUCCAUAAAAAUAUGGUUUUACCGAACCUAAGAUACUUACUUUGUGUGGAUACAUCUAUUCAUGCUAACACACUUAUUUAUAAAGAAUAAAACAAUUUUUCUAAAUAAGAGAUUUUUAUUUUUUGGUUUCAGUCAAAUAUUGCUACUUAUUGCUUAAACACUGAUAAAAUUACUUAUAAACUAACACUUAGUACUUAUAGGAACAUUUACUAGUACUUAUAGGAACAUU